AUGCUUCCAACUAAGAGUCUUGCUCUUAUUCUACCCUUCGCCCUUACGGGUGCGGCGGCAUUCAUCUUCAAGGCUGAUAGUACUAACUUGACUAGUCUUUCGGACAGCCUGCCCACGACCUACGACUUGGCUGCCACUCAAAUGAACGUGUCAGAUACCCCUGCUGCGGGUGGCUCUUUCUGGUCAUCCUCGUUUGUCCGCGCAUCUAACGGGCACGAUUACAUGGUCGUCUCGCACGUCUUGGCUGGCGCAGUUGGUCCGGGUUCCAUCUACCGUGCCUCCGUAACUGAUAUCACCGACCCGUCUUAUUACUACACGUUCAGUAAAUUAAGCGACUCAUCUGACGUCUAUUCGGCUACCGAGGUCUUCAACGCCAGCUUCGGGGACUGGGGGAUGGGUUCAACCAGUUCAAAGGACCCCAUCUCCCGGAUGAGAACAUUCAGCACGGUUAAGAAUGUUCAAUUCGAUAUCACUUUCGAAACUUCGUCCCCUGUUCUGUUAAAUGGCGGAUUGGGGGUGUUUCAGUGCGGGAGCACUUUGGGUCAUGAAUGGAGCAUGCCAGCGGGAAAGACAACCGGAUCCCUUACUAUUGGCGGCAAAAAGCUCAGUAUCGUUUCGGACAAGAGCUUGACAUGGUACGACCGCCAAUGGGGCACCGCGCCUAACUCAUGGACUUGGUUCGAAUUGCACCUCGACAACGGUGUCAAGAUGUCCGUUUGGAACUGGGACAAGUCUGAUUCCUAUGCCGCGUCGGCCUUUGCUACUGUAAGGCAGCCUCACGGAGUGCAGGCUGUCGUACCUGUUGCUUCGCUCCAGAAGUCCAAGAAAACAUGGACGUCCAGUGUCUCCGGCUUUUCUUACCCUGUGUCUUAUAUUCUUACAUUGGAGGAUGGAACGAAGCUGAACAUUGCCAACAUCAGGGGGGAUGCAGAAUUGGUAGCCCCUAACGGAGCGCAGACGACGUAUGAGGGAUUUAUCACCGUGAAUGGCAUCUACAAGGGUUCGAAGAAAGUGCAAGGAUUUGGCUUGGUGGAGGUCGAGCCUACCACUAGCUAA
Molecule: messenger RNA, 1056 nt
Organism: Ilyonectria robusta
Lineage: Eukaryota; Fungi; Ascomycota; Sordariomycetes; Hypocreales; Nectriaceae
Exons: 2
Coding region: 1-1056 (351 amino acids)
Source: RefSeq, a predicted model, not a curated record